Molecule: messenger RNA, 1047 nt
Organism: Ylistrum balloti
Lineage: Eukaryota; Metazoa; Mollusca; Bivalvia; Pectinida; Pectinidae
Product: doublesex- and mab-3-related transcription factor dmd-4-like
Exons: 3
Coding region: 1-1047 (348 amino acids)
Biological process (GO): regulation of transcription by RNA polymerase II; sex differentiation
Cellular component (GO): nucleus
Molecular function (GO): DNA-binding transcription factor activity, RNA polymerase II-specific; RNA polymerase II cis-regulatory region sequence-specific DNA binding
Source: RefSeq, a predicted model, not a curated record
AUGGACCAAGCGGUUAAGAAGACAGGUAGCCAUGCAUCAUUACGGGACAAGUCCGUCACUCGUGUGAGCGGACGAAAGCUGUUACGGACGCCAAAAUGUGCCCGCUGUCGGAACCAUGGAGUGGUGUCCUGUCUGAAAGGCCACAAGCGGUUCUGUAGGUGGCGCGACUGUCAAUGUCCUAAUUGUCUCCUGGUGGUGGAACGCCAACGCGUGAUGGCAGCUCAAGUGGCACUCAGGAGACACCAAGCCUCAGAGAUGACCAUCAAUUUGAAGGACAAAGUCAAGACGGCAACACAAAUACUCCAACAACGCAAACUGCUACAGCGCAAUCUCAGAAGCCUACAACAACAUUCAAUGCCACGUGAUGUACUUUCCAAGUACAGAUGCAAACCAGCAAUUUACAACUCAGAGGAAAAACACUUGCCUCCUAUUUUCAAUGAACGCAUGCGCAAAAGAAGAUGUUUUGCGGAUAAAGAGCUUGAACUUGCAAUGUUUGAACGUGAAAGACAAAACGAAAUGUUACAAACGAAAGUAAAAGGAAGUAACUCCCUAGAAACCGGACAUUCUCUAACCGGACUUGUUGGGAUGGACACCUCAGAGAUGACAACUGCGUCGCCUUGUGCACCACGUGAUGUCUUACAGCAAGUCUUUCCCUUUCACAGCUCGAGUGUGUUAGAACUGGUCUGGCAGGGUUGUCAUGGAAAUCUCCAGAAAGCUAUUCAACAAAUCGCAUGCAAUGUACCACGCAUCCAGUCAUGUCUUUCUUCAGUUCCGGUAGCGGAUAUUGUUCAUCGUAACAUGUUUCCUUUUAUCAAAGAUUCCAACUAUAUGGGCCUAGAGCAUGUGAAGGGACCGGAUGUUAAUGUCUCCGGUCUUUUGAACAAGUGUAAGACGAACGAAAAUACAAAAAAUGUGGAUAUACCAAUUUGUGAAUCAAACGACACUAAAGCGCGAGAAAAAUAUACAAGACACGCUAAUGGUGAAGUAGUGGCAACUAAAACAGCCAGGCUCAAGUUUUCUGUUGCUGCAAUUAUCGGAGAAUCAUAA